Messenger RNA from Heterocephalus glaber (naked mole-rat), 761 nucleotides. It is a transcript of the gene Rpl12, whose product is annotated as ribosomal protein L12. Gene Ontology annotation, cellular component: cytosolic large ribosomal subunit; ribosome. Gene Ontology annotation, molecular function: large ribosomal subunit rRNA binding; structural constituent of ribosome. NCBI's taxonomy places the organism in Eukaryota, Metazoa, Chordata, Mammalia, Rodentia, Bathyergidae. Gene Ontology annotation, biological process: translation. The record is from RefSeq and is a predicted model, not a curated record.
CCGGCGUGGUCGAGAGACGUCCGGUCUUUCGGCUUUCGGGUAGGAGGAGGCUACGGUGUAACUUUCUUCGGUCGUCCCGAAUCCGGGUUCAUCCGACACCAGCCGCCUCCACCAUGCCGCCCAAGUUCGACCCCAACGAGGUCAAAGUCGUGUAUCUGAGGUGCACCGGUGGCGAAGUCGGCGCUACGUCUGCCCUGGCCCCAAAGAUCGGCCCACUGGGUCUGUCUCCGAAAAAGGUGGGUGAUGAUAUCGCCAAGGCAACUGGUGACUGGAAGGGUCUGAGGAUUACGGUGAAGCUGACAAUUCAGAACAGACAGGCCCAGGUCUUGCUCCAGUGCCGGCCUUGCUUGACCUUCCGUGGCAGUGCUGUUCACCUGAGGUGGGGUGGACUUACAUCAUCAAAAUCUCUUCUGCAGAUUGAGGUGGUGCCUUCUGCCUCUGCCCUGAUCAUCAAAGCCCUCAAGGAGCCACCAAGAGACAGAAAGAAGCAGAAAAACAUUAAACACAGUGGAAAUAUCACUUUUGAUGAGAUUGUCAACAUUGCCCGACAGAUGCGGCAUCGGUCAUUAGCCAGAGAACUUUCUGGAACCAUUAAAGAGAUCCUGGGGACCGCCCAGUCUGUGGGCUGCAAUGUGGAUGGCCGGCACCCUCAUGAUAUCAUAGAUGACAUCAACACUGGUACUGUGGAGUGCCCAGCUAGCUGAGUAAGAAGCCUAAGAAAGAAAAUAUUCAAAUAAAAAGGUGAUCUGACAACCAGUGGU